UGUCUAUUUAAUCUGUGGUAAGUCAAAUCGAAUCGAAAUCGAAUCGGAAUUCUAACAAUAAUAAAAAUGGAAGAAUCUGUUUCUGACAAACAAGAAGGAAAAAGUAUUGAUAUUAAACAGGAAAGGCAAGAAAAUUUGGACAGUUACAAAUAUGAGUUCGAUUCAGGCAGUCAGGAUAGUAGUAAAAGUGGUAGCGGUGGUUAUCAACGAUGGGCGCCUAAUUUGAAUGGUGUGCGGAAAAGCGCUUUUACGCCCUACAAAUCUGUUCAGUGCACUGCAUUAACCAAUUUACAGCGAGGUAAUACGCAGGCGCGGGUCCCCGAGCUGCCCCAGCCGGACUGUAGCUUACACGCGAAAGCUGGUCGCGGAGAAACAACCCCUGACGAAUUGAAACUGGAGCAGUAUGUUGACAUCACUGAUGAGCACGGCCUCACGGCGCUGCACUGGGCGUCUAGCUACGGCCAGUUGAACAGUUGUCAAGAUCUUGUGUGGAAUGGUGCUAAUGUCAACAUGCGGGGGCCUGAGGGGGAGACAGCUCUUCAUCUGGCGGCAGCAGGGGGGCACCAUGAAGUUGUCAAGUUUUUGUUAAAUGUAGGAGCUGAUGCUGAUAUACAAGAUGAUUCCGGCAGUACUGCACUAAUGUAUGCAGCUGCAGCAGAUUUCCCUUAUACCUGUAAUGAACUACUUGUCCGAGGAGCUGAUCUUACUCUAACCAAUGACUAUGACCAAGACGCUUACACUCUGACUACAACUAAUAAUUGUAAAUUGGCACAAACUGUGAUAGAGAACUUCUUGAUUGGCUGUCUCAGUAAGAUGUGAAGUAAACCCAACUGUUAAUGUUCUGUUGCUUUGGACAACCAACACAAGAGAUUCAUUUGCAUCCAUAGUGUUAAAAGAAAAUACAGGGAUUUAGUUUUUAAUGUAAAUUUAUUAAAAUAUAUAUUAUAUAUAUUUAAGUUCAUUAUACAAACAAUGUGAUGUGAAACAUAAAUGUAACUCAAUUACAGACAAUAUCAAUGUAUACUUUGCCUAUUAUUUAAUUAAUUGUAUAAAAUAUUAAAAAAUAGUAAUAUUUUUUAAUUUAAAGUAGUCUUACCCCUUAGGGUUCAUUUAGCAAAUUACCUACCCAGUCUUAUCUUAUCCCCAUGUAUAGAAUUAUGAUCUAACCAUAGUUUUUGAAAAAACUUAAAAACAAACAUUGCGUAUUAUAUUAUAUAAUACAAUCAUAUCGCGGAUAUCGUGUAUAUACUUUUCCAUAAACAGUCUUAUAUUUGGAUUAUGUUGUAGAAAUUUUGUACAAAA
Molecule: messenger RNA, 1302 nt
Organism: Achroia grisella
Lineage: Eukaryota; Metazoa; Arthropoda; Insecta; Lepidoptera; Pyralidae
Product: DNA-binding protein RFXANK-like
Exons: 5
Coding region: 67-819 (250 amino acids)
Biological process (GO): regulation of gene expression
Cellular component (GO): nucleus
Molecular function (GO): protein binding
Source: RefSeq, a predicted model, not a curated record